Messenger RNA from Pochonia chlamydosporia 170, 2163 nucleotides. RefSeq names its product ATP-dependent DNA helicase PIF1. Bases 1 to 2163 code for a protein of 720 amino acids. Lineage: Eukaryota; Fungi; Ascomycota; Sordariomycetes; Hypocreales; Clavicipitaceae. The transcript has a single exon. The record is from RefSeq and is a predicted model, not a curated record.
AUGCCAGGCGCGCUGCAGAACAGCCGAGUGAUGAGAGGUCAGGGUGACGAAUCUAGAAGUGUCGAGGCCCUGAAGACGGUGAGCCGUAUCUGGGGCGUAGACAAGGUUCAGUAUUACCAGUGGGCGUAUAGUGGGAUCAAUUUCUGCAACAAACUCUGCGCAGCGGCUCGCAAGGUGAGCGAUUGGGAAGAAGCUGUAGUGAAGUUAAACAUGUUGCUUCACAGACGAUCCCAGCAGCUUGGACGACGGCCAAUUAAGUACUCGGUCAACCCUAUCGAAUCGGAUGAUUUGAUAAACUUAAGGGCCUGGUCUCAUAAGGAUCCAUACGUCAAGAAAAAUGACCGUGAGAGAAUCAGUCUAGUUUUCAGCAAUCUGGCUGCCAGAGACUUGCCGGCCGGGUUUGGUUUCGAUAAAUUCGGGCUGAUGGUACGAAGUGGACAGCAACAGUCAGGCGGCGAUCAGCUUUCGCGGGAGGAGAUAGAAAGCCGGAGUCCUUGGGAUGGCGGUGACUGGGUUCGAGACCGCACUGAAGGGCGCCUGCGGGAAGGACACGGGAAUCUGGCGCGUUUGAGGACGGUGAGGCGCAUCUGGGGCGGAGACAAGGUUCAAUAUUACCAGUGGGCGCAUAGGGGAGAAGAUUUCUGCAAAAAACUCUGCACAGCGGCCCGUCAGGUGAGCGACUGGGAUGAAGCUGUAGUGAAGUUGAACAGGUUGAUUCACAGACGAGCUGAGCAAAUUGGGCGACGCAAAGUCAAGCAAUCGGUCGACCCUAUUGAUCCGGAUGAUUUAGUAAAUCUGAAAGCUUGGUCUCAUAAAGAUCCAUAUGUCAAGAAGAAGGAUCGCGAAGGAAUCGCGCUGUCUCUCAGCAAGUUGGCUGUCACAGAUCUGCCAGCCGGUUUUGGCUUCGACAAGUUCGGGCUGAUGGUACGAACGGAAGAGCGACAACUAGGAAGCGUUGAAGAGAGUGGUUUAGGUGUGGGGCGCUGCAAUCGGCAGAAUGUGGUACAUACGGGUGGCAAACAAGUCAGGACGGACAGGAACCGCCGGCGGACCAAGGUCAGAAGGCCGAGAGACGGCUUCGCAAGCAAAGCCGUUGCUAGGCCGGGGGACCUAUUUCGGGCGUUCAGGCGCGUGCGCGACGGGGACGAACAGGCCACGGCGCAGGUAAAUCCGGGCUCGAGAGAAAUUCGUGGGUCUUCGUUGGGGGUUUUGGGACGCUUGGAAGUGCGCGAGGGAGAGAGUAUGGCGCUUGCGGGUAUCGGCAUCCGAAUCUCGGCAGACGUAAUUCGGGCUGCGCAAAAUGAUUUGGGACAGGCCAGGGCGGAGAAGGAUGCUCGGCGAGGGGAGAAGAAGAGGCAGGGUCCUAGUAACACAGAUGGACUGCGAUCAAAACGUGCUAGAAUCAUGGUCCGCCAGGAGAGAACUGAGAGCGAUCAAGUGGAGGACCUUGCCAGUGUUCUGCGCUGCAUGAAUGAAGAAUUUGCGGAGAAAGAGCGAUUGUCCCACAGCCAGGAAUGGAGUAUUCCUGUUUCUCUUGAGAAGAAGGUGUCCACCGUCCAGGAAUACUACAGUGCGUUCCAUGACGUGAGCACCCUGCCGAUACAUACCUGCACGAUCUGUUAUCUGAAGUAUGCUAGAGUGGAUCUGGGUGAGGUUGAUUGGGAUCGGUGGGUGGUAAGUAUCGUCGAGAAACGUGACAAUUCACCUUUUAGGUGCAGGCGGUGCUUUCUGCCGGGAAAGAAGAUUGUGGCUUGUUUUGACUGUCUGAAGCACCUUAAAAGAGGUGCCUUGUCUCCUGCAGCCCAGUUGCAUACUAGGCUCGGGUGCGAACAUAUGUUUCCCGACGAGUUGAAGGGCCUUACGCCGAUCGAGGAAAAGCUUAUCGCGCUGAACUCCUGUUAUGGGUUCAUCACCAAGUACAGUUUAGCAGACAGGCACAGGCAGAGUGUGAGAUAUCCGAAGCAUGUUAAGGGCAACAUCACAGUCUUCCCCAAUAACGUGCAAGAGCUAGUGAGAGAUGUCCUACCUCACCCGCUAUUGAAGGUGCUGGAUGAGGUGCACGUGUCCUGGCAGGGUGUUGAGAAACCAGCAUCGAGCGAUCUUUCAGCGCUUUUGUCGGUGCGGGGCGGCGCCGCGUCGUGGAGAGGGCGCUGGUAUGGCUAA